Molecule: messenger RNA, 1473 nt
Organism: Penicillium samsonianum
Lineage: Eukaryota; Fungi; Ascomycota; Eurotiomycetes; Eurotiales; Aspergillaceae
Exons: 1
Coding region: 1-1473 (490 amino acids)
Molecular function (GO): hydrolase activity, acting on carbon-nitrogen (but not peptide) bonds
Source: RefSeq, a predicted model, not a curated record
AUGGCGGGAAAGUACCUUUUGACCGGAGGAUAUGUGGCGACCUUGGACGACUCGCUUGGAGACUUCCCUAAGGGUGCCGUGUUAGUUGAGCAUGGCAUCAUCAAAGCAGUGGGAAAGGUCGAAGACUUUUCGACCACGGACGCUGAGAUCAUCGACACGACCGAUGGUGUGGUGAUCCCCGGAAUGGUGGACACUCAUCGUCAUGUUUCUAUGUCGCUGACCCGCGGCAUUGGAGCCGACCAGCCCUUGAUGCAAUUUCUGUCCAACACCUACCUUAGGUGGCUGCCCGCUACUGGAGUUGAAGAUAUGCAUCUUUCCGCUCUUGUCGGCGCGCUCGAGGCGCUUGAUUGCGGUGUCACAACAAUCAUUGAUACGUGCGAGUCCUUCCACUCUAGAGAACAUGCUGAGGCCGAGCUGCAAGGACUUAAGGAUUCCGGAAUUCGUGCCUUUUACGGUUACGGCAUGUGUGAUGGCGAGUACAACGGAGUACCUGUCGGAAGAGACGCUUGGAAAGCUCGUUUGGACCACCUUACCGAGAUGCAUGCAGCCAACUCGUCUAGUGAAAGCUUGGUCAAGGUUGCAUUACAACUCAGUAUUCCCGGUACAGUUCCCUUUGAUCUGACGGCGAAGGAGAUUAAGCAUGCGCAAGAGCACAAAAUGCUGUGUUGCUCUCAUUCGUGCGCUCUCAAAAACUCUGUCAUCUGUACCGGCCUCGACGAACGUGCUGAUAAUGGACUGAUGUUGCCGGGUCAUGUCUAUAUCCACUGCACAAACCUCUCUGAACGCCAGAUGACUCUUAUCGCCGAAAGUCAGGGCAAAAUCUCGAUUGCGAUGGAAACGGAUAUGCAAAUGGGUAUGGGCAUCCCGCCUAUUAGGGCUUGUAUCGAGCACGGUAUUCAGCCAUCUCUCAGCAUUGACACCACGGCCGCCGUCGCGCCGGAUCUUCUGUCUCAGAUGCGUCUGGCUUUGCAAACGCAGCGAUGCCUGGACCACGAAGCCUGCCACGUCCAGCGCCAGGUUCCUAUGAAUUUGGAAUACACGUGCCGCGAUGCCUUGAUUUGGGGAACCCGCAACGGCGCCGAUGCAGUUGGUCUAGGCGACCAGAUUGGCACGCUUUCACCCGGAAAGCGCGCAGAUAUUGUCUUCCUCUCGAACAAGCGCUUCCUGAGUCCCUCGGCGUAUCCCCUUGGUACUGCUGUCCUGCACUCCACUGCUGCUGAUGUUGAUACCGUCAUGGUUAAUGGGGUUAUCCGGAAACGCGAUGGCCACCUUGUCGGACAUGACGUUGAGAUGAUCCGCCAACAGGCCAAAGCUGGGCUGCAACGCAUUCUGGGAAAUCUUGCGACAAUGCGGCCAGAGAUGACCCAAGAGGAAAUCAGCCAGUAUUUGGUGGAUGCUGAACGCUCGUCCCGCGUCAACUUGGCGCAGGCCUAUCUCGAGGAUGCUGGAGGUGAUGGCUUUAGACCAACCUAA